Messenger RNA from Diorhabda sublineata, 3343 nucleotides. It is a transcript of the gene zfh1, whose product is annotated as zinc finger protein 1. NCBI's taxonomy places the organism in Eukaryota, Metazoa, Arthropoda, Insecta, Coleoptera, Chrysomelidae. Gene Ontology annotation, molecular function: DNA-binding transcription factor activity, RNA polymerase II-specific; RNA polymerase II cis-regulatory region sequence-specific DNA binding. The transcript has 6 exons. Gene Ontology annotation, biological process: anatomical structure development; regulation of transcription by RNA polymerase II. The record is from RefSeq and is a predicted model, not a curated record. The coding region runs from base 299 to 3166 and encodes 955 amino acids.
CUGAUAAUGAAGUCCCUCAAUAUAGAAUAUCAACGUGUAAUAAUAAAUAUAGGUUGAAUGUGGAAACAACAUUACUCUUCAUUAAACGAAACUGAUAAGGGAUUUUAGUAAAAUUUAUAAUCAUUAAUUAUUUAUGUUGUCUCGCAGUGCUUUGUUAUAGACGAACUCAGAAUCUCGUGUCGUAUAAACUAGAAUCAAAUUAGUACUUUUCGAUAAGUAAUUUAAUUAUUCUAUAAAAAGUGCGUGAGUGGUGAUGGUGAGUUAUUUGUGAGUGCGUUGUACAAGUGUAAUUGGAAUAAUGAGGUUCAAACAGCAGGUCACCAGGAGGAUUAUAACAGUUGAUAUGUCCGAUGAUCCGCCCGCUAUGGUAACAACACCAUCAGCCGAUGAUAACCAUAAUGAAAUACGUGCAAAUUCCAAACAUUUAAGUGAAAAAAAUCUACCACUGAUUGAUUUGUCUAAUUCAAUUGUUAACGGUAUUAUCAAUAAUAAAAUAAAUUAUAUAGAAAAUAAUCAAGUUGACUUGAUUUACUCAAAUGAUAAUACUGUGGAAGAUAGUGAUGACGAAGGAAAACUGCAAGUGGUGUUGAAUGAUCGUGAUGAAGCUUCAAAUGGAACAGCUUCUCCUCUCACGAAUGGUACUAUAAAAGAAGAAGAUCUCACACCUAUAUCCCCCGAUUAUUGCAUAAAGUGUCCACAAUGCCAGAAAGGGAUGCAAACAUUUCAAGCUCUCAAAGAGCACGUGGAAUGCUGUCACAUGGAAAUUUCCAACGUUUCAGAACCUAUCAGCUUAACUGCCCCCAGCGCCGUGUCCCCCACGCCAACUCUAGUCGGUACCGGAGGUCCUUUUGGAUGUUCACAAUGUACAACGACGUUUAGUUCCAAGGACCAAUUAGAAAAGCACGAAUUACUACAUUCGCCCAAUGCUCAAGUGUCCUGUAAAGUUUGCAACAAAACUUUUGCCAACGUCUACCGUCUUCAAAGACAUAUGAUUAGCCAUGACGAAAGUGCAGUACUGAGAAAAUUCAAAUGUACAGAGUGCGAAAAAGCUUUCAAAUUCAAACACCAUCUCAAGGAACAUAUUAGAAUCCAUAGUGGGGAGAAACCUUUCGAAUGUGGCAACUGCGGAAAGCGUUUUUCUCAUUCGGGAUCAUAUUCUAGUCACAUGACAUCAAAAAAGUGUUUGGUAAUGAACGUUAAAUUGGGCAGAACUAGAGCACCUCCCAGCAACGCACUAUUAGAUAAGAAUACUCAGCAAAAUUUAAGAGGACCAAAGAGGUCCAACAUAAGUCCUAUUAAUAAUAACAUAGCAACUAGUCCUAACCAUAAUUCAUACUUGUCUAUACUUCCCAAUUAUCCAGAAGCAGCAGUGGCUUUUUUACAAAAUUCUGGGAUUCCUCCUUGUUUUAUAGGACCUCCUAGUCUUCUAAACGCUCAUGCUAUGACUUCGUACUCAAUGCCAUCGUUAACCCACAUUUUAGAACAACUUCAGCAACACCAGCAGCACCAACCAAGUCAGAGUCCUGCGAGACCAUCUUUCAUCGAUAACUGUGAUAGUACUAGACAAAACGAAACCAAUCCAAACUUAGAAAAUUCCAGUAACCAUUCUGACAACAACGAAAGUGGCGAUUUAAUAAUGGACGAGGACGGAGAACAAGAAAGCGAAACGAAACCAAAUAGCGAUAAUCAAACGAACACCGGAGAUUUAGAAGCAGUGAAGAGAAUAUUAGAAACCGUAAACGCUACCGUCACUAAAGAACUUCUGCAAGCCAACAUGCAAAAAAUGUCGUCAGACACAUCUAGCGAAUGUCAAAGUGUUACUUCCGUUCAAUCACCCAAACCAACAUUGAAAUGUACGAAUUGUAAUAAAAAUUUCGACUCUCAACAACAUUUAGAACAACACGAAUGCGAAGACGUUAAAAGCGAAGGCUUAGCAGCGAAAUUAGAAGGCGCCUUUACUACCAAAUCGGAAGACGCACACAACGGCAGCAUCAGCGGCGAAGACCAAGACUACGACAGAAAUUAUAACACGAAUGAUGAAAUCGAUUCUGAAUCAUUCACCACUACCGAUCAUGUCUCGGAGGACGGAAGGAAAGUUCGAGUUAGAUCUUUAAUUUCCGACGAACAACUCAAAGUACUCAAAGACCACUACCAAGUGAAUCCUAGACCGAAACGGGAAGACUUGGAAAAAAUUGCCUCGCGGUUAAAUUUUUCAGUUCGAGUAGUUCAAGUAUGGUUCCAGAAUACUAGAGCUAGAGAUAGAAGAGAAGGGAAAUUGAUACAAGUGCCGUACAGUCCAUUACCAUCGUCUCCUCGAUAUAAUUUACCUACAAAAACACAUAUGACCAUGUCUCCAAACCAAUAUAUUUCCGAACAACCUCUCGAUCUUUCCAUUAAAAGAGAAGUUUCAGCCGAAUCAUCUCCUUCCAGUUCUCCUAAUAGGCCUUUAUCAGAUAUAAAUGAUGAAGUCGUUAAUCUGAGUAGGAAAACCUCCAGAAGUCCCACUCCUUAUUUACCUUUCCUAAACCAUUACCAAAACUCCAAUUCUUCCGAACCAAGGAGAUCUCCAUCACCUUUAGAAUUCAAUAGUAGCCGAUUAGCUCAAAUUUUGGCUCAACCUGCUCACAAACUCGGUUUACCCGGUAUGGGACUAGUUCCAAUGGAUCAAUUAAUGCAAUUCAGAGGAACCGAUUUACCGAGUUUGUCACAGCUGAUAAGUAAUAGAAUAUCCACUAUGAGUCCCAAUGAAAAAAGAUCUUGGACAGACGGAAGAGACGCGUCUAAUGAUUUCGCAGAGGACGAACUUUCCAAUGCCGGUAGGAGUAAAAUGUCGCAAUUCGUUCUCAAAGGUCUCGGCAGUCCAGUUUUGGGUAACCAGGACCUUGAAGCAGAAGGACAAUUUACUUGUAAUCAAUGUGAUAAGGCUUUCUCCAAACAGAGUUCAUUGGCGAGACAUAAAUAUGAACAUUCAGGCCAACGUCCUCACAAAUGCGACCAAUGUACCAAAGCUUUCAAACACAAACACCACCUUACAGAACACAAACGUCUCCACAGCGGAGAAAAACCCUUCCAAUGCGGUAAAUGUAUGAAGAGGUUCUCACAUUCUGGUUCUUACAGUCAGCAUAUGAACCAUCGGUAUUCCUACUGUAAACCAUAUAGAGAAUAAAUAUAUUAUACAUAAACGAAUACCAAAAAGGAAUCGAAAGCAAAGAAUUUCUUAAGUUCAGCACUCUUCGGAAAGAUAUUCAGAUCUUCAAAGAAUCUCAAAUGACCAAACUCGAAUGUAAUAAUCAAAGAUGAUGAUCGAAGGCUGUGACAAUAAAAAAUUUAAAUCAUUGAAAAA